AUGGCCAUGACACAGCUCCCGCCCUCUCAACAAGCCCUCCAACAAGAUGACAACGGUCAGCCUUAUCUCGUUGACAAGGCGGCCAUCCCGUCGCUCCCGCCCGGCUACGUGCUAGUCAAGACGUACGCCGUCGCCCUCAAUCCUUCUGACCACAAGAUCCUCCGCAAUUUCCCCAUCCCGGGGGCUUACCUAGGAUCCGACUUUUCCGGCACGGUGGUCCAGGCCGCCGCGGAUGUGGAUACCGACGCCUUGAAGCUCGGCACCAUGGUUAGCGGCGCCGCGUUUAACUUCUCGCCCACGCACCGGAAGGCCAACGGUGCGUUUGCCGAGUACGUACGCGCGCGCGCCGACCUCCUGUUGCGCAUUGCGCCUCCCGCUUCCCCUUCUCCUUCUCCUUCCAUAAACAACCCCGCCACAAUGGACCCUUUUCAAGCCGCCACCCUAGCCACCGCGAUCUGCACGUGCAUCCUAGCCUUCUGGUCGCCCGACGCGCUCAACCUCCCGGGCACUCCGGACGCCCCCGAGGUUCGCGAGAAGCCGACCCCCGUGCUCGUGUACGGGGGCAGCACGGCGACGGGCACGAUCGCGAUCCAGCUGCUCCGGCAAUCGGGGUACGACCCGAUCGCGACGUGCUCGCGGCGCAACUUCGGGCUGGUGCGGGACAGAGGGGCGUCCGCGGCCCUCGACCGCGUGGCGUACGAGGACGGGGACGGGGACCUGGCGGCGGAGAUCGCGGCGCGAGCAGGGGGCCGCCUGCGGUACGCGCUGGACUGCGUGAGCGACGCGCGCAGCGCGGCUGUGUGCUACGCCGCGAUACAGCGGCCGGGGGGGCGGUACGCGUCGCUCGAGCGGGUGCCGGAGGAGAUCCUGGGGGCGCGGCAGGCGGUGCGCGCGGCGUUCGUGCUAGCGGCCGAGGCGUACGGGGAGGAUGUUGAGCUAGAAGGGGGGCAGAGACAAGCACGAGGGCAAGGACAAGGACGGAAACAAACCGGAAUGGCAGCAGUAGGCGGCGUUUUCGAAGCUGAUACAGCCAAAGCUAAGACGACUGGUCCUGAUAUGGAUCCGCCGCUGCAAUCGAACGAGACGGAUACUGAGAUGGAUACCGGGACGCCUUCUCCUCCACCCUUCAAACCUAAUUUCCGAAUCUACGCUAUUAUCGCCGGCUUAGGCAUCACGAAUUUACUGGCAGCACUAGAGAACACUGUCGUUUCGAUCGCAGCACCUGUCAUCCUGACAGACCUACAGCUCGGUGAUAAUUUCAUCUGGGUCAUCAAUGCCUUCUUUCUUUCUAGCACCGCAACACAGCCAUUAUUUGGUCAGUUCUGCAAUGUCUUCGGUCGAAGAUAUGUCAUGCUCACCGUUGUCGGCCUGUUCAUGCUCGGCAGUGGUAUCUGCGGAGGGGCUAGUACGGGCGGCAUGUUGAUCGCGGGACGGGCUGUUCAGGGCGUUGGCUCGGGUGGCAUCAUCAUGGUGUCGAGCAUCAUCAUUAGCGACUUGGUACCGCUCCGCCGCCGAGGUAACUACUCGGCCAUUCUCAUGUCCAUCUUCGGCAUCGGCUCCGCGCUCGGCCCCUUCAUCGGCGGCGCUAUCGUCUCUUCGACGACGUGGCGUUGGAUCUUCUACAUGAACUUGCCAAUCGGCGGUGCAGCCUUUGCAGUGCUCUUCGUAUUCUUACGUGUCAGCUAUAACAAGGAGAUGUCAUUUUGGCAGAAGCUAAAGCGUAUAGAUCUGGUUGGAAAUGGCAUAUUGGUAGCCAGUACGGUGUCUGUCCUAUACGCCCUGAGUUAUGCAGGUACACGGUAUCCUUGGCGGUCAUGGCACACGCUGGUUCCGCUACUCGUGGGCUUUCUGGGUCUUUUUAUAUUCGCCUGGCUCCAAACCAGCGGGCUUUCAGCCGAACCUCUCAUGCCGCCGCGUUUUUUCCGAACUCCCACCUCGGUUAUACUAGCCAUCAAUACCUUCCUGUACGCGGGCCUCCUUUACUGGUGCAUAUUCUUUCUACCGGUUUUCUUCCAGGGCGUUCUUCUUUACUCGCCGCGCCGGUCUGGCGUUGCCAUGCUCCCUAUUUCGCUCCUUGGCAUACCAGGUUCCAUAGUAGGCGCUGUUGCGCUCGCCCGCUGGGGCCGCUACAAGCUAAUUCAUAUAGUUGCGUUUGCCAUCCAAACGCUUGGGCUUGGUCUGUUCACAUUACAGUGGGAAGAGACAAGUGUUGCGCAAUGGGCUAUAUUUCAGUGCAUUGUUGCAGUCGGUGGCGGCAUGGUUUUCACGACGAUGCUACCGGCCUUCCAGGCGUUUAUUCACGAGCGCGACUUGGCGGCUUGCACGGCGACCUGGUAUUUUCUCCGCCUUUUUGGCCACGUCUGGGGAGUGGCGAUACCGGCCGCCAUCUUUAACGACCGCGUGAGCCAGUUGCUCACUGAGGGGGCCGUUUCCAACCCUCAGGUGGCCCAGAUUAUCGGAUCCGGGAGCGCGUACCAGGAGGCAUCAGCCGACUUCGUCUACCAGUUUCCGCCGGAAAUACAGACGGAAAUCCGUGCUGUUUAUAGGCAGGCGAUUCAACGUGUCUUCCAAAUCUCCAUCGUAUUUUCUGGAGUAGCGUUGAUAUUGAGUCUGUUUGAGAAGGAGGUCAAGUUACGUACAACCCUCGAUACUGAAUUUGGUUUGGAGGAGAAGAAGGACACUGAAUAA
This is a messenger RNA of Daldinia caldariorum, 2688 nucleotides long. RefSeq names its product MFS general substrate transporter. The coding region runs from base 1 to 2688 and encodes 895 amino acids. The transcript is spliced from 4 exons. Gene Ontology annotation, biological process: transmembrane transport. Gene Ontology annotation, molecular function: oxidoreductase activity, acting on NAD(P)H; transmembrane transporter activity. NCBI's taxonomy places the organism in Eukaryota, Fungi, Ascomycota, Sordariomycetes, Xylariales, Hypoxylaceae. The record is from RefSeq and is a predicted model, not a curated record.